Pseudonaja textilis is the source of this 3721-nucleotide messenger RNA. NCBI's taxonomy places the organism in Eukaryota, Metazoa, Chordata, Lepidosauria, Squamata, Elapidae. The record is from RefSeq and is a predicted model, not a curated record.
UAAAUUGCCUGCCUCAAUUUAACAAGUGUCUCUUUUCAAGGGGAAUAAAAGGCAAGCAAACCAGGCCUUUAUGUCCAAAACACAUUUCUGGAGAAAAGAUGUGCUUGCAUGAAUGGUAAUUCUUUCUCUAGACCGGCUGGCUGGGACAAUGAGAAGAAAAUUGCAAUCCUGCAUGAGAAUUUCACAACAGUGAAACCAGAAGAUGCAUAUGAAGACUUCAUCGUAAAGCCACCCGUAAGAAAGUUAGUUCACGAUAAAGAGUUUGCGGCAGAAGAAGAGCAGGUCUUUCUGAUGAAGCAUCAGUCAUACCUUGCCAAGCAGCCGGCAACCCCUACCAGAGCUUCUGAAUCUCCCGCUCGUGGCCCUUCUGGCUCACCCCGACCGCAAGGCAGGACAGGCCCUGCGACCGUCCCCAGCGCCUCACCAAUAGCAUCCGUCAAGAAGCCGGACCCGGCUAUUAAAAACAAUGCCGCAAGCGAAGGAGUCCUAGCCAGUUUCUUCAACAGCCUCCUGAGUAAAAAGACAGGUUCUCCCGGGAGUCCCGGUGCAGGAGGAGGAGGAGGAGGAGGAGUGCCAAGCACCGGCAAAAAAUCAGGGCAGAAACCCGUUUUGACGAACGUCCAAGAAGAGCUGGAUAGAAUGACUCGCAAGCCAGACUCAGUCGUAACAACCAACUCCUCUCUGACGGAGAACGAAGCUUGAGAAUCUUUGAACCUCCAUAUGUAAAUGACCAAAUAGUGAUGUACAUUGACCUGAUAACACCAGGAGCUUCCUGCUGUGGCAGAUGCUUUCAGUUUUUUCUUGGGGAAAUGAAAUUUAACCUUCAUUGGCUUGUCCCAGUGUCAAGUGCACAUUCAGGAAGUUUUGCGUCUAAAUUUCCUCUGUUUUAUGAUAACCAUUUUAGAGUUUAAAUAGGGCAUUUCUCUUAAUUUGGUUUCAAGCAAUAGGAAGAAGCGCACAGAAGCAAGAGGUGGAGUUCCUGCUGAAAAGCCACGAGCUGCUGCUGGCACGGAGGAAGCGCAAAGUCCUCUUCUUCUCUCUCUUUUUUUUUCCAAGUUAAUUGGAGUUGGCCAUGGAAAUGCGUACUUGUGUUUGUAGAGGGUGCAAUGUAGCAGAAUGUGGGUUGGAUGAGGAGUGUGUACAAAAUGCGGUGUUUUGAAAGGAUAAAAGGCAAGACCUGAUCAAUAGAAGCGAAAAGCACGUUGGAUGUAAAUCAGAUAAUCAUGUUGGUAAAAAUAAAAAUAAAUGCCUUUACAAUUGGGAAACAGAAAAUACAAGCAUCAUGGAAACUAUUCCAAUGGCAUUUUUUUUCCAGUUCUAAUAGGAAGAUUCAUAAAGUAUGGUGGGUACUCUUUUUGUCGUAACUGACACGGGGAGAAAUUUGUUCAGACCAAGUGCCUGGCACAGUGUGAGAUGUUUCUUCUCGAAGGUGCUUGAACCUCUUGUGCACUAUUGUACAAACAGUGUCUCUUUAAUAUUUUUUUCUUUUAAAUUUUAACCCGGUAACUUUGGUAGCUGGGUUGAAUUUUGCAUCCUUUUUUUUCCCUCCCCCUGAUAGUUUUUUUUUUCUUUUCGUUUUUCUUUUAAUACCAACCAUCUGGCCUGUGAAGAGGAAUGAGGGACAUGUCAUUUCUCUGCAGUGAAAUGGAAACGCAAAUCUUUCUUUUGUAUCCAAGAGUUAAUUGCAAAAGGUCAACGCUGAUUUUCUGCCUUAAGGCUUUAAAACCCCUAUGGUGAGUUUGGGGUAGCCUCCAAAAUUCUGGUUCCAGAUUGGAUUAAACAAAGGGUUGUAGGUAUACAGAGAAAAAAAAAAAAGAAUGCAGACUUACGUGACUUCAUUACAUUUGUGCUUUACCCCUUCGGUGUUGCCUUUUCAAAUGUGGAAAUAAUUUUGACGGUUGGCCCCUGUUGCUGCUCAGAUGAGUUUCCAUAGCCGCUUGGAGUAAGACUCCCACAGUUAACUGAAAUGGCACUUUUGAAUUUCUGUACAAUUUAUUUGACAGACAAACACUAACUUAUUUGUACCAAACUUGUUUGUAAGCAACACAUUGGAGGGAUAUACCACCAUGGAUUAUGCAGACUUUGUAUUGAUACAAAGGUUUUUUGUGUUACGUUAAAUCUUGUUUCUGAAUAGAACCACCCUAAUAUUUAUAUACCUAUAUCUAUAUAUAUUGUUAAAUAUACAAAAUAAAUUGACCACUAACACAUUACUGGAUGUAAUUGCAACCCACAUGUUGUAGAGAGAGGCCAUUUCUCUUCGUUUUUGUAAGUCUGUCUAAUGCUAGCUAGAAAACUAAGAGUAUUUACUUGCAUUAACAUGAAAAUAUGUUUACUUAUGUCAGUUACAUUUUUUAAACAAUAUAUGGUCAACUACAUUAUAAAACUCAGUUUUGACCAACGUUACCUGGCUCUUAAACUCAGAAGUUGGUGAUCAGGGAAUUGGGUUUGCGUUUGGGCUGCCAUUUACAAGCCAGCGUAGGUUUUGCUACAUUGUAAAAUUAGCCUCGUGCCAUCCCAGUAGUAGUAAUACAAUCUGUCCUCAUGGCAGCGCCUUUAAGUAUAUCCUAUUCAGUAAGUAAAGUUUUGGUGCCAUUGAUACAUAUAGAACCAGUGAGUGUAUUGAGAUGAUUGAAUUUAUGCUUGGAUCUAAACAGAUGGGAGUGUGACAGCUAUGGGGUGGUGGGUUUUGUUUUUAAUGGGUUAGCCGUUCCGAAGAUGAUUAUGACAGCCGGAUGAUUUCAUUGAAUUCUGGAGAAUAAAACCUUAAAAUCAAACUGGGCUUGGGGAAAACACAACAAAUCAUUUGCUGCUGUUCUAAGAGCACUAGUUAGGUCUCAAGGCCCAACUGAUCUUAUUAAUAAAUUUGUCAUGCACUAAGUUAAUUAACUUGUUUUUUGAAAGCUGUAGACAACAGGGUUUUUUAAAAUUUGCAUCAAAUGAGCAUUGGGUUUGCAAAAUAAAAAAGGCUAAUAACAUAUUACUUUCCAGUUAUGCAAAGAUCACUGGGACUCAAACAGAAUUUGGAAUGCCCCUCCCCCCCCUCUUCUACUUUGCAAGUGAAUGCUCCUAGUUUUUCAAAAGAAGGAAACUGCAAGUGAUGUUUGUCAGUUGCCAAAGUCUAGCAACUUUGGAACCCUGCACCAUUGUCUUUUCUGGUGUUCUCAAGCAUUAGAACCAAAGGCCAACUGCAAAACAGCCUUUAUGUUUAAAACUACCAUUACGUUUAUUUUCAGGAUUCACUUUUAUGGAAGACUGUUAGAAUUACUACCUGGCUCUAUUUAUAUUGCAUAUAAUAAUUGCAUCUGCUGUUCACGUUUAAACUAAAGUAAUAAUAUAUUGGACUUGAAGAUAAGGCAAAUAUAAAUCAGUUAAGGAUUGGCCCGCCAUCCAAAAUUUUGUUUUAUGCUGCUUGAUUUUUAAGUUUGCACUUCUAUUGGCAUUUUUAAACUUGUUUAAACAACUUGUAUGUACGUAUUUAAUUUAACAUGUUGAAAGUGACUGAACUUAACCAUACCCAUGCUGUAAAUGAAAGUUCUCUCUCCUGUAUUCAGUUUAUUGAUGUUUUUAACUUUUCAGUGGAGACUGCAGAUGUAUCCAGCACAACCCUUAGUCCAGUUGUAUGGCUUUAAACAGGUGCAGUCCUGUGGAACCUUGCUUUCUAGUGCUGGCGAAAAAUGAGGACAUGUCUUUAACGGCUUCAAAUAAACACCAACCAAGACGA